CUGAUCGCCGCCACAGCCACUCAAAACCCAAAAUGCGAGGAAGCUGGUCCAGGCUCUGGCCCUUGACGUUGCUCCAUUUGCUCCUGCUUUUCCACUUAGUACCCGGCACGAAGGGUUUGUUUUGGAACGGAACCGCAGUCCGCGGAACUGCUUUUUACCAGAGAAGCAGCGCCACCUGUGCGAAAAGGGUUCUGCCAGAGAUUCUGCCCCUGCCGAGGUCUUGCCCGCCCGAGGUCCUCAACCUGAGGGGCACCGUGUACAUCCUCUACGACGUGAACAUUUCCGAGGGCUUUAACCUGCGCCGCGAUGUCUACAUUCGCAUGGCGGUGUUCGUACGCCGCCUGCAAAGAAUCAAGCGGUUUCGCAAGGUGCGCCUUGUCCUGCCGCCAUGGCCACGACUGUACCACUGGCACUCGCAGGGUCUGCAUCAGUCUGGCCUGCCCUGGAGCCACUUCUUUGACCUGGCCAGCCUGCGCCGCUACGCGCCCGUACUGGACUACGAUGAGUUCUUGGCCGAGCAGCGACUCUUCGGCAAUCCAGGAGCUCCCCUUGUACACGUUGCGCACGCCUUUCGGCUGCAGCACUACGAGGUCAUGCUGGAGCAGGGCAUCUUCCGGGACAAAUACGAGCGGAUCACGGACAAGCCUUGCAGCGAGACAUCAUUGUCAGGCGGACCGCUACUGCAGCAGCCCGAACUGCGCGUUAGUCGCUUUCACUGCGUCCGGUUCCAGGGAAGCGCAGGUCUGCUGGAGCAGUUGCUCCGCGUGGCAAUUGCCGAGGAUACGACGGGCCCGGACGACGCAGACGACAUGCGCACUUAUGUCUUGCUCAGUGCCGAGACCGUGCUGCAUGACCACUGGGGUGACGAGCACUUCUGGCGAGCACGGCGCUCUAUGCGCUUUGCCCGCCGCCUUAACCAGGUGGCUGCAGACUUUCGGCAUCAGGCCCUGGCGACCACGGACGCCUCGGCUGGAGUCCAGCGGCCUGUCAUGUGGGAGUUGGAGCGACCGAAGCGCAAUGCCAGGGGAGGAGAUUACUUGUGCGCUCACCUAAGACGGGGAGACUUCGUUCGUUCUCGGGAGAACACCACUCCUACCCUAAAGGCUGCGGCCCAGCAGGUGAAGCAGCUUCUGCGUGCCUUCAACUUGUCCACAGUGUUCCUGGCCAGCGACGCCACGCCUUACGAGCUGAUGGAAUUGAAGGAGCUCUUCUACCGCUUCCGCUUCGUGCACUUUGUGCCGGAGUCGAACGACCAGCGGCGGGAGCUGAAAGAUGGAGGCGUGGCCGUGGUGGACCAACUGGUGUGCGCUUACGCCCGCUAUUUUGUGGGCACCUAUGAGAGCACCUUCACGUAUAGGAUCUACGAGGAGCGCGAGAUCCUGGGCUUUAGCCAGGCCAGCACUUUCAACACAUUCUGCAAGACUGGGGGAAGCUGCUCCCGCAACGCAGUCUGGCCUAUCGUGUGGGAUGAUGGCGACACCGAUAGCCAGGAGGACACCGAUGCCGAUCCAUACUGAGAGCGGUCGCCGCUUCAUAAAAUCAGCACCAUUUUCCGUGCUGUUUAUGUAUAUAACUUAAUGCCACUCGAAUACUCGUUUUAAGUUAACAGAGAUUCCAAACAGCCUGCGAUUGGGUACCAAAAAAUAAAUUAAUAGCCAGUAAA
Drosophila ficusphila is the source of this 1663-nucleotide messenger RNA. Its product is annotated as GDP-fucose protein O-fucosyltransferase 2. NCBI's taxonomy places the organism in Eukaryota, Metazoa, Arthropoda, Insecta, Diptera, Drosophilidae. Gene Ontology annotation, biological process: protein O-linked glycosylation via fucose. Gene Ontology annotation, molecular function: peptide-O-fucosyltransferase activity. The record is from RefSeq and is a predicted model, not a curated record.